CUCUCACCUUGUACAUUAGUCAUGGGAGUGGAUGUGCAGCGAUCAUACGAAGCAAGGUUAUGUGACGUUGGGGUCUGUCAAGGCAACCUUAGAAAAAUUCUAAUAUUAAUAAAUAAACAAAUAAUUUGGAUUUUUAUUAUUUUAUUCUUUCUCCAAAACCAUGACAACGCGUUCCACAAAAUAUAAUGCAAUUAAGAUGGACAUAGACAUAGAGAAAUACAGAGAAGAACAAAAUUGGUUAAAAGUGAUACAAUUAGCUGAGCAUUUGAAAGAGCGCUCCCCAAAUUCUGAAUACUUGGCUAACUUUUUAAUUGGGGAAGGUAAAUUGGAAAAAUAUUUGGAAGAAUGGCCCCCAAUCGAGGCAAACAUUCAUCGUGCCAAAAUUGGUCUAAUGGAAGCCAAACAGUUCUUGGAAUUGGCAUCUAGUUCAGAAGGAAUAAAGGCAGAAGUAGCACUAGAUUCGUUUUUGUUAUUAGGAAAAUUGUAUUACGCUUGUGGCCAGUACACUGAUAGUUUGAACAGUUUUAAGUCUGCUGAUUUAGAUGCACUUUCCGAGAAGAAAUUGCCAUUGCGUAGUUUACGAACAGUUGCAGAAUCGUUUGCCAUUAAAGCAUUGUGCAAUGUGAAGGUAUCUGCGGGUCCUAGUAAGUUCAAGAAAGCAGAAAGAGAGGUGGAAACACUUCAUUAUUUUGAAGUAGCCUCCGAUCUUGCCCUUCUAUACGCUCAGGAAGUGGAAAAGCAACAAUACACCUCCAUUUCGAGCACUGGUACGCAUUCUCCACAACCGCCAGCUAUACAUAAGACACUGAGCCCAAUUUUGGAACAAGCGCUACACGAAGCACCUCUUAUGUUACUAAGACAAGGAAAACCGUUUGCCGCUCUGGAAAGGUACAGAAUAAUUCUAAGUGCUGUCGAAGCUCAGACGGUCCACACAAUACGUUUGAAAUUUUUGUGUCAGUUGGCCGAAUUAAUAUUACGCGGCACUGUGUGUGACGAUUAUAAGCCGCCUACGAUGACUAUGAAAGAUUCUGCGUGGAAGCCAAAACAAUACAGUUCCUUAAACCAGUUUGUACCUAGAAAUGAAUGCGAAGAAUCACUUUUGGUGUUAUUGGUUGCGGAAGCAAUGGCCGUACGCCAUACAGUGUUAUCUCAAUCCGUCGAAUUUAAAGAAGCCAGAUUAAAUGCAUAUCGUGACGCAACUUUUGUCUAUGAUUUACUUACCUUGGCUACUGCGAGAUGGGGUCAGUUUGCAUUAUUACAAGAGUCGUUUGAACGCGCAAUGAAAUUUUCGUUUGAAGAAUCUCACGUGUGGCGACAACACGCGUUAAGCUUAAUAACAACUGGCCGAUAUGUGGAUGCUUUAGGGAUAUUCAAAGAAGUAAUUCGUCUUGAACCGAACCAAUCCGUAAAUUGUUUGCUUGUAGCACGUCUUUGCUAUGAGCAUUUAGAUUUACCUUUUGAAGGGACAGAUUUCAGUAUGGAGGCGAAAAAAAUUGAAUUUUCUCACUCUACCGGCCUUCUUGGUAGGUGCUACCUGUACAUAGGGAUUGGUCAUCAGUUACAGGCGAAAAAUACGAGCGUUAAGAAAGAAGAACAAUUCAACGAGAAUGCCCUUAAGUCUUUUAUUAGUGCCUUGGAAAUUGAACCGCAUGACCAUUUGAGUGAAUAUUAUCUCGGAUUGCAGUUGGCUAUAAUGGGACGUAUCACUGAAGCGCUUGCUCAUGUACAAACUGCACUUGAUCUACGAUAUGAAAGCUCUUCCACCCUACAUUUGCUAGCUUUAUUAUUAUCUGCCAACUCUCAGCAUGUCGAUGCUUUAGAUGUAGUGGAAGCUGCGCUCCUAGAGUAUCCCGACUGUUUAAACUUAAUGUAUGUGAAAGCGUACCUAGAAUUGCAUCUGAAUGGUGGAGAGAAAGCACUGAUAACUGGUAAACAAAUGUUGGAGUUGUGGAAGAACCUUUACGAAGGCCAAAUCAGCUCCGAUGUUCCUGAAUGUGAUCGUAAGAGCGACACACGUUCGGUCUUCCAACUAUACACAUCGGAAAUGUCGGAUAAAGAUUCGAGUUCUUUACAGGCGCACAGCAUGGCAGCUUCACGAGUUGAACACGCACUAAGUGAAGUUGCGAGCUCAAUUAGCAGCUUUAGUCCGCGACCUGGUCCUCAGCGUGCCUGGAAACUUCAAAUGGAGGUCUGGCUUUUAUUAGCUGAAAUUUACUUGACACUCGACGAACCGGCGUAUGUUCAGCAGUGUAUACAGGAAGCCACGCAAAUAUUUCCACUUUCGCAUCACGUUAUCCAUAUGCGUGGACUACUGCAUAUGUACAAAAAGGAAUGGGCGGAGGCAAAGUUAUGUUUUCAAAAUGCCGUCGCAAUCAAUCCACAACAUAUUAAAUCGCUUCAACAGUUAGGCCUUGUAUAUCAUUAUAUGGGUUCUCAAGGACUAGCAGAGUCAACAUUGCGUGAGGCUGCUAAGAUUGAUCCUAAAAAUCACAUCACAUGGUACAAUUUAGGAAAAGUUUUGGAAGCCUUAGGCGAAUACGAAGAUGCAAGCAAUUGUAUGGCAACUGCACUUAAUGUGGAAACAACUAGUCCUAUUCUUCCAUUUACGUCGGUUCCUUUGUGCUUUGAAUAAUACUAUGUACUAGGUGUACCUAUCUAUAAGUUAUUUUGGUGCAUAAGUAGUGUGUUCUUCCAGACAUCACAUAGUUUUUAAUUCUAGUCGUUAGUAUAUUGGUGUUUCUUAUUUUUUAUCUAUUGCAUUUACUGUUAUACUACUAAGAAAAACCUGCUGUGAUUCUAUUGUUUCAAUUUUCUUGCCUGUUUUGUAAAUUGCGGUUGAGCGACACUGUUAUGAUUCCUUAGAAAUUUAGUUGGUUAAUGUGUAUUGUUACCAACGAGUAUUAAAGUUCUCGCAAAUAAAUUUAUUUUGACAGUAGCUGAAUAACUAAAAUUUUUAUUGUAAAAAAGAGGUGAAGAGUAAUCUCACUUAAUUUAAUGAGCGAUUGCAUUUCAAUAAUUUUGCAUUUUCCAAUAUAGCAGGGUUGCUUACACAACCUACCAACUGUUGUCAGUAUUUGAAUAGUAUGUAGCUUUUAAAAUAAUUUUAUGUUCUUGUGUAUAGUUAGUUUAAAUUAUUGGAAUCUGAUUGUAUCUAUACUGUUAUUAUUCAGCUGCUGUUAAUUAAAAUAAUUUCUGUGUC
This is a messenger RNA of Photinus pyralis (common eastern firefly), 3199 nucleotides long. RefSeq names its product tetratricopeptide repeat protein 7B (gene Ttc7). The record is from RefSeq and is a predicted model, not a curated record. Gene Ontology annotation, molecular function: protein binding. The transcript has 11 exons. Gene Ontology annotation, cellular component: plasma membrane. Gene Ontology annotation, biological process: protein localization to plasma membrane; phosphatidylinositol phosphate biosynthetic process. The coding region runs from base 161 to 2632 and encodes 823 amino acids. Lineage: Eukaryota; Metazoa; Arthropoda; Insecta; Coleoptera; Lampyridae.